AUGACUGUUACACUCCAGGACACUCAGAAGAUCCUGGGUUUGAGUGUUAGAGGUCGUCCAGUUAUCGGACACUGCAGGCCCGAUGGUUGGAGGGUCAGAGUUGAGGCCUUCCUUGGAAGACCACUUCCUCCGGAGGCACCGACGCAGCGCACCACUGGGGUACCAAUUGCUUGGCUUAGGCAGAGCUUUGGGGACACUGCAUCGUGGAUGUACCUCCCGUGCCUCACUGACUGGGACACCACAGGUACUUACAGCUGGGCAUCGGGAGUGCUGGCUUACCUAUACCGUAGCCUUUGUGAGGCGUGUCGUCGGACCGCAAUGGGCAACCCUCAUCACCGUCCGACGUUUGCCCAUCUUUGGGACCAGGCCAAAGUCGCCUUCAGCAGGACUUCACGUGCGUACGUACAGUAUGCCAAUGAGCUCGACACGCUUAGGCCCUCCAUGGUGAAUUGGGAGCCGUACACGGCGAAUGAUGCGCUGCAUCUUGGAGUAAGCAGCAUGUGUAGCGAGGAUGAAGACUUGUACUUGAUGAUCUGCCCUCUGAUUUGCUUCUAUGCUGUUGAGUGGCACCUUCCAAAUCGAGUAGCCCGCCAAUUUGGCUUGUGCCAGCAAUGGCCUGUCCCUCCAUUUGAUACUUCCGUGGAGCUGCACAAGAUUGAUCGUCAGAAGCAAAAGAAGACAGUUGAGUUUCAAACGUUGCAUCGUCAGUACAUAGAGGUGUGGGACCAGUUUCAUGACAACCUCUACGAAAAUGAGCAACCACAUACCAACUACAAUUUUCGUGCAUACCUUACUUGGUACCUAGGUGUUACACGAACAAGGUUGAAAAUUCAGUGGACCCAAGAAGAUUAUGCGUACCUUGAAUCAUCUGAGGAUGAGGACACUUCCUAUGACCUAGUAGCACGACAAGGGACACUUAUCGAGGCAGCACCUGUCUUGGACCGAGUGGGAAACGCAAUCAAGCAAUCUGUACUUGACAUCGAACGGUUUCCAAGAACAGGUGUAGACGAGCACACACUAAACAACUUUCUUGGAGUAAGUACUUGA
Messenger RNA from Sorghum bicolor (sorghum), 1047 nucleotides. RefSeq names its product serine/threonine-protein phosphatase 7 long form homolog. The transcript is spliced from 7 exons. The record is from RefSeq and is a predicted model, not a curated record. Gene Ontology annotation, biological process: meristem maintenance; meristem development. Bases 1 to 1047 code for a protein of 348 amino acids. NCBI's taxonomy places the organism in Eukaryota, Viridiplantae, Streptophyta, Magnoliopsida, Poales, Poaceae.